AUGAUGAAGCUAGCUUUAUUCGCGCUCGUCGGAACGGCUGUUGCCUCGCCCGUAUUCCUUGAAAAGAGGGCGUCCGUAACCGACGCUUGCAAUAUCGGUUACUGCACUCAAAAUGGCGGAACUACCGGAGGAGCCAGCGGCUCACAAGUAACCGUGAAAACUGUAGCUGAGCUGCAAGCAGCUGCCAGCGCGAGCGGUGCCGCCAUCAUUUUGGUAGAAGGAAAUAUCUCCGGGGCGGCCAAGGUGUCUGUCACUUCAGACAAGACCAUCAUUGGAAAGUCUGGAAGCUCACUCACCGGCGUCGGCCUCACAAUCAACGGACAGAAAAACGUAAUUGUCCGAAACCUGAAGAUCAGCAAGGUAUUGGCUGAUUAUGGGGAUUGCAUUACCAUCCAAGAGUCGACCAAUGUCUGGGUAGACCACGUCGAUCUCUCGGGUGACAGAGACGUGGACAAGGAUCAAUACGAUGGGCUUGUCGACUUGUCGCAUGCUGCCGACUAUGUGACCAUUUCCUACACUUAUUUCCAUGACCACUCCAAGGGCUCGCUGGUUGGUCACUCUGACAAAAACUCUGCCGAGGACACUGGCCAUCUGCGCGUGACUUAUGCCAACAACUAUUUCUACAACGUUCGCAGCCGUGGCCCUCUCUUGAGAUUUGGAACUGCUCAUGUCUACAACCAAUACUACAAUACUAUGGAUACAGGCCUGAACACCCGUAUGAAUGCCCAGGCGCUGAUUCAGUCCUCGGUGUUCGAAAAUGUAGGCAAGAAGGCAAUUUUCAGCGAGUCGAGCAGCGAGGUUGGAUACGCCGUGGCUAUCGACGUCGUGCUGGGUGGUGAGAGCGCAAAUACGGCCCCGGCUGGCACGCUGAGCGCCGGCAGCUUCCCUUACUCAUAUUCUCUGCUGGGGUCCGGCAGUGUGGCUUCAAAGGUACCCUCUGAAGCUGGCCAGAAGCUGAGCUUCUGA
Molecule: messenger RNA, 966 nt
Organism: Clonostachys solani
Lineage: Eukaryota; Fungi; Ascomycota; Sordariomycetes; Hypocreales; Bionectriaceae
Source: the annotation of a GenBank genome assembly